UGUAGAAAACACGGAGACAACACGGUCCGACUGAGUAUUUAUUUAUUCCUAUUUAAUUUCUGCUUUAAAAACAGGAUUUCAAAGAUAUAUGAAUUAUAUUGAAAUAGCUUAUUAUGUGCCCUAUUUCAUGCAAAGUGAAUUAUGUACUCAAGUAGUUAUCUGAGGGGUUCUACGCGUUGAAAAAUGGCCCAAUAACUUUUAGAAGGACAAACCAGCACGAACAACACAGGAAUAACUUGGAUAUAACAUACUUACGGUAGAGUGCGAUGCUUUCAAAGAAGGAGAAAGAACUACUUGUCAUAAUAUGGGACAAAAUGCUUCCAAUAGCGGAUGAUAUUGGUUCUGAGGCUCUCUUGAGAAUGUUUACGACAUUUCCGAAGACCAAAACAUAUUUUGCUCACCUGGACAUCACCCCCAGAUCCAAACAGAUGCUUUCUCACGGAAAGAAGAUUGUGCAUGCCUUACAUGAGGGAGCGAAAAACAUCAACACACUUGCUACAACGCUGGCUCCUCUCAGUAGGUUCCAUGCCUACCAGCUGAGAAUAGAUCCAUCUAAUUUCAAGCUUCUAUCUCACUGCAUCCUGGUAACGCUGGCAUGUCGAAUGAAAGAUGACUUCACCCCAAUUGCACAUGCUGCCAUGGACAAGUUUCUAUCGGCAUUUGCAGCUGUGCUGGCGGAAAAGUACAGAUAAGGAUGUCGCAUAUGGAAAUCAGAGGUGUAAACGUCCGGCCUCAGAAAGUAUAAGUCCUGUCACGUAUUUGUUCAAAACAUUAACAAAAUCAGAUUAUUGUAGCAUAACUCCUCAGCCAUGUAGGUCAGUUGGGAGGUGUAAUUAGUGAAAUCACCUGUGUUAAGUGAACAGGUAGAACCAAUACAUGAUAUAGGACUUUUACUUUCUGGCUCUGGAGAUUUACACCUCUGUUGGAAAUGCACUGGACUGCUUUUUACUUCCAAUCUGAAAAAUGUGCUGGCAAUUUUUGUAAUAAAAUAUUUCGAAAGAG
Alosa alosa (allis shad) is the source of this 1002-nucleotide messenger RNA. RefSeq names its product Hemoglobin subunit alpha-D-like (gene hbae4). The record is from RefSeq and is a predicted model, not a curated record. Gene Ontology annotation, cellular component: hemoglobin complex; blood microparticle; haptoglobin-hemoglobin complex. Lineage: Eukaryota; Metazoa; Chordata; Actinopteri; Clupeiformes; Clupeidae. Gene Ontology annotation, molecular function: haptoglobin binding; peroxidase activity; organic acid binding. Bases 267 to 692 code for a protein of 141 amino acids. The transcript is spliced from 3 exons. Gene Ontology annotation, biological process: hydrogen peroxide catabolic process; oxygen transport.